UUUCAUAAGAUAAAUUUUAUUUAUAUAAGAUACAAAUUUAGUUUGCAUUGAGAAAUUUAUCAAAGCUCUACAGAAUGCAAAAGUACAAAGUGUAUAUCAAAACUUAUUCUAACUUGAAGACUUAAGCUUUAACCUAUUUGAUUCUAUCUGAUAGAAUCAUAUUAUAUGAAUUUGUCAUCAUAUUAAAACCUGAAAUAUCUUGAAAAUAUCAAUUUUUAUUUAGUGCUUUAGCAAUUACAUAUAUAGAGCUUUAUAGCUGGUUUUAACCUUCGGUUUUCAUCUGGAACCUUGUGAAUUUCUAUUGAGCAUAAAAUCAUUUUUCUUAUACUUGAAAGUUUUUAUGUUUAAGCUCGUAAAUGAAUUUAUUAUAAUUUCGGAGCGGCUGUGUAACUCGUAACAUAAGCGUUAUGACUUCUGCAUAGGACACGACAACGCUUGCCGCGCGGCAAAAAGCGACACUAGCCAAUCAAUCUUUCGCUCCUAUGGAAAAAUUGUAAGUUGAUUUGGCUAUGGCUAAGUUGUCACAUUCUGUGUGCAGAAGUCAUUAUCGCGUCUUAUGUCCGGAUCUAUAUGUAUAUACAUAUGAUUUUGACAAUUGACAUAAUAGUUACUAUUGCUGUGUAAUUCAUCAAUAGCGUGCAAAGGUAAGAAAUUUGGCAAAAACUCAAAAAUUCAGAUAGCUUAUCACUAAUCCGGAGAUAGUCUCACAAGAUCAAGAUGAUUUUACAAAAAUUUCAUCUAAGUUAUUACUAAAGUACAAACGCAUGAAUUAAUUAAUUGUUUUCUGUUGAUAAUUUUAAUGCGAUAGUUACUUGCAAUACAGCUAUUUUUAUUUAUCUUGAAUGUGAGUGCUAUAUUAUACCAAAAUGGAAUUGGCUAAGGAAGUAAUCGAUAGCCUAGCAAACAUUCAAAAUAGUAACAUUCUAUCCGAAGAAACAUUUCUAGAAUUAUUAGAUGUUAUAAUAUCUUACAUCUGUAAGAAUAAUAGUGAUGGAAAAAGUAUCGCUAGUAUAUAUCCAUCCAAAUCAGAUUUGGUGAAGGCUGCCAUUGCCAGUAUAUCUUGCCUUUUUAUAGAGGCUGCUAGACACGAUUAUGAUGAAGAGAGCUUAAAAAUCUUUCUACAUAAUGAACAUAUUAAUGGACCAAGAAUUGAAAAGUUAUGUAGCACUUAUGUAAACAAUAAACAAGAUAUUCAAACACAGUUGGAGUUGACAGGAGAUAGCAUAUCACAUAUAGUGGAUGUGGAUUGGCGUUUACAUCAUUGCGUUAAGAUUAGCACUUGUACUACUGACAUGCCAAUUUAUAAUAUACGAGUGAGUACAAGAAAAUAUAAUGAAAUAAAAUAUGUAACAUUUACAUGUACCAUACAACAGCUACAAGACCUAGUGUACAAGUUGAAGGAUGCUGUAAGGCACAUCGAAAAAAUCUCUAGUAUAUAAAUGUUGAUUUACAAUAUCGAAAUACAUUCUCCCAUUGCUCCGAUAGCAAUGUGUACAUACGUGAAGGAUGUUUUAUAUUAAAUAAUAAACAUUCUUAUGUAGGAGUGCAGUCAAUUA
Molecule: messenger RNA, 1556 nt
Organism: Cataglyphis hispanica
Lineage: Eukaryota; Metazoa; Arthropoda; Insecta; Hymenoptera; Formicidae
Product: COMM domain-containing protein 3-like
Exons: 4
Coding region: 867-1439 (190 amino acids)
Biological process (GO): sodium ion transport
Source: RefSeq, a predicted model, not a curated record